GCAGUGUGACAGUACACACAGACCGUGUCCAGCCAGGGCGACUCCGCCAGCAUCCCGCCACACUGGCUGCAACUGUUGAUCUCAGAACAUCUCCACUAGUCUAUAGCAGAGCUACCACCACUAGUGUGUAUAUAUAUGCUGCUCACCUCUAAUGGCAUUAAUAGUCUGAGCUAGCUGCCAUCAUCAGUUCACAUCAUGGAGACCAUCACUACUGCCCUACUCUGUGCAGCACUACUCAUCUGUCUGCCUCAACACAAUCCUGCUGCAGCAGCAAGCCUAGAGUGUCACUGCACUGGCUGCAAGGACACUACCUACUGCACCGUACAGGAUGGUGCUUGCUUCACAUCAUCAACUGUUUCCAAUCAUUUAAUCACGGGUUGUCUGCCUGCGAGUCUAGCAUCACUAAUGUGCGACCAAUCAGAUUCAAGCGUUCAGUGUUGCCAUAACAACCAUUGUAACCUAGUCAGAAGUGCUGGAAAUCAACGAUUCUUAAGAAAUGAAGAAGAAGCCACUGAAAUGCCUGACAACGCUAUUCUAUUGGGUGUUGUAAUUGGGGUGGUUGUCGUAGGUACUAUUGUAAUUGCAUCUCUAGUAGUGGCCGCCCUCUGUUGUAUCUUAUACCGGAGGCAAAAAAGAAAGACACAACAUCCUGUUUCCACCAUUGAAGCCACACCCACUCCCGAGGUCCGCUGUACGGCACACACUAACAACAACUGUCGUGCCAUUCUUCCACAGAGUGAGAGUAUAGGAUCACUCAUAAAGGCGGCCAUGUUUUAUGGUGAUCCCUUGUCACCGCUUGUCCAACGCUCUAUAGCACAACAGACAAUGCUAGAGAAGUACCUGACAAAGGGAGGGUUUAGUAGUCGAUAUAUUGGGCGAUGGCGGGAGGACAGAGUGGCUGUAACCGUGUUCCCUGUCAAGCAUCAACACUUCUGGACUAAUGAGUCUACCAUACUGCAGCUUCCACUGAUGAGACAUGACAGUAUAUUGAGCUUCAUUGCUGCAGACACUGUAUUCAAGAAAUCAGUUAACUAUCUCUACCUCAUUAGUGAGUAUCACCCCAGGGGCACCCUCAGGGAGCACCUCGUUAAAAGCACACUGGAGAUAUCAGAGGCUCUGCUGUUGAUUAGCUCUCUUGUGUCUGGAGUGGAGUACUUGCACAGUGUGCUAGCUCAGGAGAGCAGAGGUGGGGUGGUGGUGAAGCCAUCCAUUGCACACUGCAACCUAACCAGUCAAAAUGUCUACGUGGACAAGUCAGGUUCAUGUUGUCUGAGUGACUUUGCCUUGUCAGUGACUCAGAGUGGGUGUGUCAGUGGGUGUGGUCACACUGCCCACUCAGACAUGAGAUACCGCCCACCAGAAGCAUUAGCCGCUACUACUACUGACGCUGGGUUCGAGGGUUUAAAGAGUGGAGACGUGUACUCCCUCGGACUCAUACUAUGGGAGGUGGCCAAUUGCUGCCUAGUGCAAGGUGAGGACAGUGUGCACUCUCUACCGUACUCUGACCUCUUGGACUCUGAAGCCACACCUACUAGAGACAAUAUGAUGAGAAUAGUUUGUGAGGAGGGAAAGAGACCGCCUCUACCAGAGCAAUGCUCUAGAGAUGAGAACAUACGACUGGUUCUGGCCACCAUUGACGAGUGCUGGAGCUCUUCUCCCUCACAAAGACCAACCACACAACAACUCAAGGAGACACUGCAAACAACGCUAUUACCAACCAUUAAAUGGCAAGUAUCAGUUGACAAGAAUGGACAAACAGUGUAUAAGCAAAUGACUUCCUAGGAAUUAUGACAAACUCUUGUACAUAAUAACAACAAGGGGUGCUGCAAAUAUCAUCAUCGUUUUUUACUGCUUUUUGUGUCAGAAUCAUUCAAUUAUUUUUGUCCCCGCAUCAAUAUUACAUUUCACUACACUAUAAUUACAAGUGUAAAAACAAAA
Molecule: messenger RNA, 1938 nt
Organism: Halichondria panicea
Lineage: Eukaryota; Metazoa; Porifera; Demospongiae; Suberitida; Halichondriidae
Product: bone morphogenetic protein receptor type-1B-like
Exons: 9
Coding region: 196-1782 (528 amino acids)
Biological process (GO): protein phosphorylation; cell surface receptor protein serine/threonine kinase signaling pathway; cellular response to growth factor stimulus
Cellular component (GO): plasma membrane; signaling receptor complex
Molecular function (GO): ATP binding; transmembrane receptor protein serine/threonine kinase activity
Source: RefSeq, a predicted model, not a curated record